AUGAGAGCGCCCCAUAUCGACGCCAAGUCCGUCGACGGAAACAGUGGUACGCGGUCAACCAUUGAGCCGGUGGCACAGCCUGCUCGCCAGAAAUGGUAUCAGUGGUUUUCCCCGGACGAUACACCAGAAGAGCGGCGAUUGAUCAUGAAGCUAGACGGCCUCAUCAUGGUUUUUGUGUUCCUUGCAUACUGGGCCAAGGUGCUGGACUCUUCAGCGACAAGCACGGCUUACGUGAGUGGCAUGAAGGAGGACUUGAAACUCUAUGGGAAUCAGCUCAACUACUUGAAUACCGUCUACAUGGUGGGAUUCAUCACCAUGCAAAUCCCGUUGACAUUGCUGAUGACCCGAUUCCCUGUGAACUACUUCCUCCCCGCCGCAGACCUGCUUUGGGGAGUGUUUACCCUAGUGCAGUAUAAGGUCAAUAACGUGAACCAACUCUACGCGUUCCGCUUCUUCGUCGGAGCUCUGGGAGGUUUCUUCUUCCCCGCGGUACAGUGGUACAUGGGAAGCUGGUAUAAGCGCUCUGAGAUGAACCGAAGGGGUGCUAUAUUCUUCAUUGCCAGUCAAAUCGGGAGUAUGAGCUCAGGUUAUAUCCAAAGUGGUGCGUAUGCCACGCUGAACGGAGUCCACGGGAUUGAGGGUUGGAGGUGGUUGUACAUCAUCUGCUUCGCAUGCACCAUCCCCAUCGCGCUCAUUGGCCUCUGCCUUCUCCCCGGCACGCCAGAGAACUGCACCUCCAGACUCCUCAGUACCCACGAAAUCCAACUAGCACAAUCCCGCAUGGCCUCUGAGCACCGCGAGCCCCGGCAGCCCUUCACCUGGCCAAAAAUCAAGACGAUCCUCUCAGGCUGGCACUUCUGGGUCCUGGUCUCCUUCGCCUUCUUCUUCUCCCAAGCCGACGGCGUCUCCUCCAACAGCGGUCUGCCCCUAUGGCUCAAAGCCGAGAACUACGGCGUCGAGGAUAUAAACACCAUCACCACCGUUUCCCCCGCGGUGACAAUCGUGUGGUCUAUUUUUUGCGGGAUAGUAGCUGAUGCGUAUGAUGCCAAGGUUGGGCUCAUUGCUCUGACGGCGGGGAUGAAUAUCUUCGCGAGUGUCGUGCUGGCUGCUUGGGAUGUGCCGACUGGGCUCAAGUUCUUUGCUUUCUUCCUUUCGGGGUCGGCGGAUGGUAUUGCGGCUGUUAUCUAUGCGUGGGCUAACGAGAUUUGUGCUGGGAGUGCGGAGGAGCGCGCGCUGGUGAUUAGCUCGAUGAACACGAUUGGGAAUACGUUUGGGGCUUGGCUGCCGCUCUUUGUAUGGAAGACUGUGGACGCACCACGGUAUCUGAUUGGGUAUAACUGGACUAUUGCGCUUGAUGUCUGUAUGCUACUUAUGCUCUUUAUAUUGCGAGGUUUCUGGAAUCGGGAGAUGAAGGUCAAGAAUAUCUAG
Molecule: messenger RNA, 1428 nt
Organism: Pseudomassariella vexata
Lineage: Eukaryota; Fungi; Ascomycota; Sordariomycetes; Amphisphaeriales; Pseudomassariaceae
Product: major facilitator superfamily domain-containing protein
Exons: 5
Coding region: 1-1428 (475 amino acids)
Biological process (GO): transmembrane transport
Cellular component (GO): membrane
Molecular function (GO): transmembrane transporter activity
Source: RefSeq, a predicted model, not a curated record